Molecule: messenger RNA, 717 nt
Organism: Naegleria lovaniensis
Lineage: Eukaryota; Heterolobosea; Eutetramitea; Acrasida; Naegleriidae
Exons: 1
Coding region: 1-717 (238 amino acids)
Source: RefSeq, a predicted model, not a curated record
AUGUCCGUAACCAAAGCCUUGAUGAGCAGCAGCCUUGUUGCCGCUCUCUCCUUCGCGAUGAUGAUGACGCUGCUUGCCUCACAGGUCGUAGAAGCCAAUGAACAAGCCAUGACUGCUUCACCAAUUAUUCUCAAUUCUGGUGGGCAGACGGUUAGUGGCUCCGUUUCCUCUGGUACCUGGCAAUAUUAUGUGAUUUAUGUAGAUCCAUUGAGCUCAAUGACUGUUACUUUGAAAUCAUCCAAUCAAAUCUCUCUCUAUAUGAAGAGUAAUUCUCAACCAACAUCUUAUAAUUAUGAUUAUGUUUUAAUGUAUUCGGGCGAACAAAAAUCAAUUCUCACUCUCAAGAAUCAAACCUCUAACGUUCCAUAUUAUUUCGGAGUUUAUGGAAGAGGCUCUUUCUCAAAUUCUUUUUCUUUUGAUGUGAGUGUCACGACUGUGGAAGGCUUGGCUAAUUGGAUCAUUGGUCUUAUUGUGGCUGGUGUGAUCAUUGUGCUCGUGUGUUCAAUUUUGAGUGUGUUGAUUCCAGUACUUGUGUGUUGCGGUGUUUUGACUUGUUGUGGAUUUGGUGCUGCAGCUGCUGCCAGUUCAAGUGGUGGUAGUAGUGGUGGCGCUACUCGUUAUCAUCACGUUCACAAUAAUGUGGUCUAUACAGAUACUCAACCUAUUUUGCAACAACAACAACCUCCUCAAUAUUAUCAACAACCACAACAAUUUUAA